GACGACGACAACGCCUCCAGCAUGGCAAAGCAGGUCAUCAAGUUCGCUUCCUUCAACGUCACCUCUCAAGUCUUCCAUACCACUCCCCUAUCCUUCGCCAUUGUCAACCUCAAGCCACUGCUGCCUGGUCACAUCCUCGUCUCGCCUCUCCGAAUCAAGCCUCACCUAUCAGACUUAACCCAGGAAGAAAUCAGCGACCUCUUCAACACAGUCACACGCAUCCAGAAGACGUUGAAACGAGUUUACAAGGCCGAAGCUUUCAACAUAGCUGUGCAAGACGGUGCUGCGGCGGGCCAGAGCGUUCCACAUGUGCACUGUCAUGUUAUCCCGAGAGUGAAGGGCGACCCGGGCGAGGGUGAUAAGGUGCAUGAGUGGCUGGAGGGAGAGGAGGGUAAUGUGGGAGGGCACCAGAAAGAAGCGGAGACGAGACGGGCGGCAGAGUGGGCAAAGGAUGACGAACGGAAGCCGCGAACGAAGGAGGAGAUGGACGAAGAAGCCAGAUGGCUCAAAGCAGAGAUCGCGAAGGACGAGACAUCCUCUCCAGCAUUAUAACCAAGGGCCCAAGCUACUAGAAGGCAAUCUGCCUGGACUCCAAGCGAGGCAACCGCAUAAGCUUCUAUUCCUUACCAUGAGUGGUUGAAUCCUAGUGGUCCAAACGAUUGUGCCGAGUGAAUAUACAGCAAAUGCGCUGGCACAUGC
Messenger RNA from Sphaerulina musiva SO2202, 699 nucleotides. RefSeq names its product HIT-like protein. Gene Ontology annotation, molecular function: catalytic activity. Lineage: Eukaryota; Fungi; Ascomycota; Dothideomycetes; Mycosphaerellales; Mycosphaerellaceae. The transcript has 2 exons. The record is from RefSeq and is a predicted model, not a curated record. The coding region runs from base 22 to 552 and encodes 176 amino acids.